CAAGAAUACGACCAUAUCCGUCGGGAGAUUCUGAAGGAGCAACCUUACCCCUCAGUCGAAGAAGCCUACGGAUGGGUGAAGAAGGAGGCGGCUCGACAAAGAAUCAUGCCACCGGCAUCCUCUCCACCCUCCGGAGACUCCACUGGAGUAGGGAGCGCCGAUGCAUCAUCGGGGGAAAUAGGCUAUGGAUUCGGGGCGCAGAGAGAUCGACCGAACCGAGGAGUACCGAACCACCGCGGAGCGCCGCCACCUGCUGGAGCUACACACCAUUCCGGAGGAAAAACGGACAAGAGCAAGCUAUGGUGUUCCCACUGUGGGAAGAACAAACACACGAGGGAAACUUGCUUCCUCCGUGUGGGUUAUCCGGAGUGGUGGGAUGAGAAGCAAAAGGCACGAACUCAGGCGAAAUUCGCCGCCGUCGGAGUCGCUGAGGUGGAGCAGCGGCAAAACCCCCAAGUUCAGAACAGGGGAGAAUCGAUUGGAGGAGAAAAUCAGGUGAAUAACUCUCGCCCGGAAACCCACGGUGGCAGCAACAGCGGCGGCGGCGGAGGGGUUCGGGUCGGGAAUUUUGUGGCAAGAGCCGGAGGAGCGACGGAGUCGCAGAAAUGGAGCAGCGGCGCAAUGGAUGGAGGUAACGGGUUUGGUCUUAGACCAAACCCUAAUACUUUUCCUUUUUUACAAUUAAGCCCUCCAGUUUCUGUAAACCACACAAAUAACCCCACUACUUCAAAUCGACCCCUAAACUCCUCAUAUUAUGAUAAAUCACCCACAGCUUUCCUGAAAUCCGAAAUAUACCCACAUAUUGACCAAAUUAAAACCCAAAAUCGUUUUGCACCUCUUAUGAAAAUUUCCGCUGCAUUCAACGUGCAAAAUAUGGGUAAAAUUGAUACACGGGGAUGGAUCUUUGAUUGUGGAGCCACAGAUACUAUGACUCCGGUAAAAACGGACUUUAGCGACUUCAGUGAGGUCACUAAGACAUAUAUUCGAACUGCGAAUGGGGAGUUAAUUAAAGUGGCAGGGGCCGGAACAAUAGAAAUUUCCCCAAAUCUUCGUUUGUCAAAUUGUCUAUUUGUGCCAAGUUUAUCUCAAAGAUUAAUGUCAGUGAGCCAUGUCACACGGGAACUGAAUUGUACUCUACUAAUGCACCCAAAUUGUUGCAUUUUACAGGAUAUUCGGACGAGGAAGAUCGUUGGGCGUGGCACUGAGAACCAGGGACUCUACUACGUGGAUGGGGUAGCUCAACAUGGCAGUGCAAUGCUGGCUCAAGGAUCCACGAGAGAGGAGGCUUGGCUGUGGCACAGAAGACUAGGACACCCUUCCCAUGCUUAGCACUCUGGUUUUGGGGGAGCACAAGGGCGGAUCCAUCGAGGCAUCUUCGUUGUGUGCAGUGGAGGCUGCUAAGCGUUUGGGUGGAGACAAUUCUGUGUCUUUGCUCCUUGCUGGUUCGGGUCCUUCCUUGCAGGAGGCUGCUGCUCAUGCUGCUUGUUUCCACCCUUCCAUUUCUAAGGUCCUUCUUGCUGAUUCGGAGAGGUUCACAUAUGCUCUAGCAGAACCAUGGGCUAAACUGGUGCAUCUUGUACAACAGAAAGAUAGCUAUUCUCACAUAAUUACUGGAUCAGGUUCUUUUGGAAAGAAUGUUCUCCCCCGUGCAGCAGCACUUCUCGAUGUUUCACCUAUUACCGAUGUUACAGAGAUUAGUGGCUCGAAUCUUUUUGUUAGGCCAAUAUAUGCUGGAAAUGCUCUUAGUACUGUUCGAUACACCGGUUCAAACCCUUGUAUGCUGACUAUUAGGGCUACUUCAUUUCCUACGGGAAUGGCGCCAGCUUCGGUUUCAAAUGACAAAUGUAUUGAGAAGAUUGAUCUUUCAGCCUUCAGCAAAGAUGAUGCAGAUGGAAAAUCGAGAUAUGUAAGCAUCUCCUCUCAGGAGGAUACAGAACGCCCAGAUCUGGCAAAUGCACGCAUUGUUGUCACUGGAGGGCGAGGUCUAAUAAGUGCUGAGAAUUUCAAAAUGAUCGAGAAGCUUGCUGAGAAACUUGGUGCUGCAGUUGGAGCUACUCGUGCUGCAGUUGAUGCGGGAUUCGUUCCAAAUGAACUCCAGGUUGGUCAGACCGGGAAAAUUGUUGCUCCGGAACUAUACAUGGCUUUUGGUGUUUCUGGAGCUAUUCAACACUUAGCUGGCAUUAGAGAUUCAAAAGUCAUCGUCGCUGUAAAUAAAGAUGCUGAUGCACCGAUAUUUCAGGUUGCGGAUUAUGGACUUGUGGGUGACCUUUUUGAGAUCAUACCGGAAUUGUUAGAGAAACUUCCUGAGAAAAAUAGACAGAUUUGAUCAUAUUCUGAAAUAAUCCGUUGUUGUGACAUUCAUUAAUAACUCUGGAAGUUUAUAAAUUAUAAAGACAUGUCUUUUUGCCUCAGUUUGAGGCUUUAGUAUAAAUUUUAAAGGCAGCGCUUCGAACAUGA
Molecule: messenger RNA, 2457 nt
Organism: Salvia splendens (bonfire salvia)
Lineage: Eukaryota; Viridiplantae; Streptophyta; Magnoliopsida; Lamiales; Lamiaceae
Product: electron transfer flavoprotein subunit alpha, mitochondrial
Exons: 8
Coding region: 1322-2326 (334 amino acids)
Biological process (GO): fatty acid beta-oxidation using acyl-CoA dehydrogenase
Cellular component (GO): mitochondrion
Molecular function (GO): flavin adenine dinucleotide binding; electron transfer activity
Source: RefSeq, a predicted model, not a curated record